Molecule: messenger RNA, 1088 nt
Organism: Camarhynchus parvulus
Lineage: Eukaryota; Metazoa; Chordata; Aves; Passeriformes; Thraupidae
Gene: GHSR
Product: growth hormone secretagogue receptor
Exons: 2
Coding region: 30-1088 (352 amino acids)
Biological process (GO): hormone-mediated signaling pathway; G protein-coupled receptor signaling pathway
Cellular component (GO): plasma membrane
Molecular function (GO): growth hormone secretagogue receptor activity
Source: RefSeq, a predicted model, not a curated record
GGCGGGGAUGCGCAGCCCGCGGCGCCAGGAUGCGGGAGGGGAGCGCGGGCGGCCGCGGCGCGGAGAACCGGACGGGCGCCGAGCCCCCGCUGCACCUGUUCCCCGUGCCCGUGCUCACCGGCAUCACCGUCGCCUGCGUCCUGCUCUUCGUCAUCGGGAUCAUCGGCAACCUCAUGACCAUGCUGGUGGUGUCGCGGUUCCGGGACAUGAGGACCACCACCAACUUCUACCUGUCCAGCAUGGCCUUCUCCGACCUGCUCAUCUUCCUCUGCAUGCCCCUGGACCUCUUCCGCCUCUGGCAGUACCGGCCCUGGAACUUCGGGAACCUCCUGUGCAAGCUCUUCCAGUUCAUCAGCGAGAGCUGCACCUACUCCACCAUCCUCAACAUCACGGCGCUCAGCGUGGAGCGGUACGUCGCCAUCUGCUUCCCCCUGCGAGCUAAAGUCAUCAUCACCAAGGGGAAGGUCAAGCUGGUCAUCCUCUUCCUCUGGGCCAUCUCCUUCAUCAGCGCCGGUCCCAUCUUCAUCCUGGUGGGGGUCGAGCACGAGAACGGCACGAACCCCCUGAGCACCAACGAGUGCCGAGCCACAGAGUACGCCAUCCGCUCGGGGCUGCUCACCAUCAUGGUCUGGACCUCCAGCAUCUUCUUCUUCCUGCCCGUGUUCUGCCUGACCGUGCUCUACAGCCUCAUCGGGAGGAAGCUCUGGAGGAGGAAGAGGAAGAACAUCGGUCCAAACACUGCCAUCAGGGAUAAGAACAACAAGCAAACUGUGAAAAUGUUAGUCGUGGUGGUUUUUGCGUUCAUACUCUGCUGGUUGCCUUUUCACGUAGGACGCUACUUAUUUUCCAAAUCCUUUGAAGCCGGCUCCCUGGAGAUAGCAGUGAUCAGCCAGUACUGCAACCUGGUGUCCUUUGUCCUCUUCUACCUUAGCGCAGCCAUCAACCCCAUCCUGUACAACAUCAUGUCGAGGAAGUACCGCGCGGCCGCCUGCCGCCUGCUGGGGCUGCGCGCCCUGCCCCAGCACAGCCUCUCCAGCAGCAAGCAGGGCAGCUCCCGCGGCUGGACAGAGCCCGCUGGCACCACAUGA